Molecule: messenger RNA, 2621 nt
Organism: Carassius gibelio (silver crucian carp)
Lineage: Eukaryota; Metazoa; Chordata; Actinopteri; Cypriniformes; Cyprinidae
Product: Wilms tumor protein homolog
Exons: 9
Coding region: 958-2172 (404 amino acids)
Biological process (GO): regulation of transcription by RNA polymerase II
Cellular component (GO): nucleus
Molecular function (GO): DNA-binding transcription factor activity, RNA polymerase II-specific; RNA polymerase II cis-regulatory region sequence-specific DNA binding
Source: RefSeq, a predicted model, not a curated record
UGACGGCUGGUAUUUCACAACAGUGUUGCCAAAUCUCAAUGCACAUCCAUCAGUUUAAUUAAAUCUUCACUCUGACAGCACAAAUCCCUAAGAUAGCAUUCAUUUAUACUUACCCACAGAGUCAACACCUCAGUUGGAGACCCUUAUCUGCAUUCAUUUCAGUACACUCUAAACAUAUAAUGCACUCACAUUUGAGAUCCAAAAGAAAGGCAAAUGGAGAAACGAGUGGGCUUACAAUACACACUUACUAAAUAUAAUGUUAUAAUAAAUUAUAAUAUAAUUAAUAAAUGUUCAAAAAGAGUGUUUUCACAGCGGUGCCAUAGAAGAACCAUUUUGGUUCCCCAAGGAACCUUUCAAUUAACGGUUCUUUUUUUUUUCACUUAUAAAGAACAUUUUGUGCAAUGGACAUUUCCAUGGAUUUCAUAGUUAAUUCAUGGAACCUUCAAUGCCAAUAAAGAACCUUUCUUUUUUUAAUAGUGUAACUUUUAAAACUUUAAUAAAAUAAACAUUCGAGUGAAAUUAGUUCCCUGGGAACAUCAUUUACACAGUUAGGUUUCAUGCUAACUAGACAACAAACAAACACCCACACACGACGCACUCAGAUUCAUGCACACACGUCCAGGCAUUAGUCAGAGGAGGACUGAAAGCGCUGUUCAAGUAAAAGAUGAGUAAGGUAAAGAAGAAGUGACUUUUUUCACAACCCCGAGCUCUGACUCCUCCUCUGGAGAUGGUGGGGUGGUUUUUAGAGCUGACAGACCCAGACAAAUGUACAAGAGUGAAGUUACUCCAGCUUUCUCCAAACACACUUUCCAUCUCAGAAGCAGAGAAACUGCUAGGACUGCUAGGACCACCUCAGGCUCUUUUCUUUGAGAUUUAGAUUUCUCCUGUAGCUUUGAGCGCAGGUUCUUCUUGAACUGCAGAUAUUUAAGGGUGUUGGAACAAAGAAAAUCCUCCUAAAUGCUGACAGAGCCGUGUGUUCUGAUGGGAUCGGACAUCAGAGACCUGAGCACCCUGCUUCCUGCGGUCCCGAACGCAAACUGUUCCCUGCCCGUCGGCGGAGCUCCGCAGUGGGGACCGAUGCUGGACUUUCACCCUGCCUCCCCGUAUGGAUCUCUUCCCUCCCACUCUUUUAUCAAACAGGAGCCGGGCUGGGGGGCCGCAGACUCCCACGAGGAUCCACACUGCGGUUUGGGGGCCUUCACCGUGCACUUCUCGGGGCAGCUGACGGGGAUGCAAGGGCCGUUUGCCGAUUCUCCGUCCAGCCAGAGUAGGAUGUUCUCCAGCGGGCCUUAUCUGCCCGGCUGCAUGGACAGCCCUCCUGCCCCACGCUCCCAGGGUUAUGGUACAGUAGCAUUAGAUGGAGCUCCCAGUUAUGGACACACACCUGCUCACCACACUCCACCAUUCCCCAACAAUACCUUCAAACACGAGGACCCCAUGUCCCCCCAAAGCACCAUGGGUGAGCAGCAGUACUCCGUCCCACCGCCUGUCUACGGGUGCCACAGUCCUCCGGACAGUCAGACCAUGCUUCUGACAAAUAGCUUCAACAGUGAUAAUCUCUACCAAAUGACGUCUCAGUUGGAACGUGUUACCUGGAAUCCUGUCAGCUCGCUGACACCCAGCAUAAAGAGCGGUGGUUAUGAGGCCGAAGCGCCAGCAGGAGCUCCGCUGUUGUACAACUGCAGCACUCAGUAUCACAUACACACACAUGGUGUGUUCAGAGGAGUACAGGAUGUGCGGAGAGUACCAGGCAUCGCUCCCUCCAUUAAAUCAUCAGAGAGCAGUGAGAAACGGCCUUUCAUGUGUUCUUACCCCGGCUGCAGUAAGAGAUACUUCAAACUGUCCCACCUGCAGAUGCACGGCAGGAAACACACAGGUGAGAAGCCCUACCAGUGUGACUACACAGGCUGCGGCCGCAGGUUUUCCAGAUCUGACCAGCUCAAGAGACACCAGCGCAGACACACAGGCGUCAAACCCUUUCAGUGUGAGACAUGUCAAAGAAAGUUUUCACGCUCAGACCAUCUUAAGACCCACACUCGGACUCAUACAGGUGAGAAGCCGUUCACGUGCCGCUGGCCCAGCUGUCAGAAGAAGUUCUCCCGCUCAGAUGAGCUGGUCAGACAUCACAGUAUGCAUCAGAGAAACAUGAGCAAACUCCAGCCUGCUGUUUGAGAAACUAUAAAUACACUGUAUAUAAACACACACACACACACACACACACAUUGAAACACACUCAACAGUAAAGACCUGUCAGUCAGUGACUUGCACUGCUGAUCUGAUAACAUGCAUCAUAGCAUCCCUGUAAGACAUGGAACACUGCCUUUCGCUGAAGAAUGUGUCUGCAUCAUUUUGGGUCAUCUCAUGUUGUAAAUAAGUUAGCUUUUUUUUUUUUUACAUAUGGACGGUUGAUUGCACUGGGUAUACUUUAUACUUUUUUUUUUUAAUUGGCAAGAUGUGCUGGGCCACUUUCAUUUCUUGAUUUGGCAAAUAAACUGUGGAUGAGUGAGAAACGGCUAGUGUAAAAAUCAUACGCACUGUAAUGCCUUAGUAUAUAUUUGUAAAGUGACAAGUUGUUCCUAAAAUGCCUCUUAUAAUAAAUUACAUCAUACAUUCUCAGGAAA